GUGCAACUCCACGAACUGCAACACUACCUCCUUUUAUCUCCAUAGAAUUAUUAAGUCUGGAAAAAAUGUCCCAGUCUACAGUAGCGAUGCCGCUCGGCCCCGAGGACGAUCUUAAAAGUUACUCGUGCGUGAUUUGCCGGCAGCGAAAGGUCAAAUGCGACCGGCGCAACCCCUGUUCUAAUUGCGUCAAGGCAGAGAAGCCAUGCAGCUUUGUCGCCCCAGUGCGAGGGAAGAGAAAAAGAACGAAACCACCCAAAGAGAGUCUCCACGCUAAAUUGAAACGGCUUGAGGAGCUAUUGAAAUCAUACGGCGCGAAGACUGAACUGUCCGAUUUCGACGACUCCGACUCAGAGUCGAUAUCUCACCCAGAUGAUGAGAUAGCCAGGUCUCUAAGCCCAAGUCACAAUGAUCCCUUCUUCAAGCUAGAAGAUGAUAAACCGAAGCUCAUAAAAAAGGAGGGAACGUCAAGAUAUUUUGAUAUCACACCCUGGGCUACUAUAGGAGAUGAAUUUCAACACCCAGAGGUUGGUGAGUCAACAGAUGAGGCAAAUUUCCAUGAAAGUGGGAUUUUCUUCGAGACGGAACCAAAUUAUGCCUUCGACAGCGUCGCAAGCUUACACCCUUCUUUGCCGAUAUUGGCAAAGAUGAAGGAAGUGUUUCUAGAUCGAAUUGAUCCUCUGAUGAAGAUAAUCCACGUCCCUACAUUCUGGGCCGCGCUAACAGACACACUACGGAAUCCUCAUAACCGCUCCAGAAGCUUGGAAGCAUUAAUAUCAUCCUUCUAUCUGGUAGUCGUCACAUCAUUAACGGAUGAGGAGUGCCAAAACUUGUUUGGGAUAGAGAAAUCGAUAGUCAGUUCCCGCUACAGGCUUGCAACUCGCCGGGCUUUAGUACAUGCUGGAUUUCUAUCUACUUCCAGUCCGAUGACGCUCCAGGCGUAUGCAAUUUUCACGAUGUGUGAAAGAAAAAGUUAUAGACAUGAUACCUUGUUCGUAUUAUCAGGAGUUGCGAUCCGACUGGCUCGGAAAAUGGGAUUGCAUCGUGACGGUUCACUUCUAGGGUUAUCUCCAUUUGAAACUGAAAUGCGGAGGCGGCUUUGGUGGCACCUUGUCCAUGUGGACUUUCGCUUGGCCGACAUCCUCGGCACGAGGCCUUCGUUAGAUCUCGUUUCCAAGGAUACUAAGAUACCGCUAAAUGUGAACGACGAAGAUCUUGACCCAAAUAUGGUCGAAUUACCCCCGGAGCGCAACGGUAUAACUUCUGUUUCAUUCUGUUUGAUUCGAUGCGAGAUAUUAGAAGCCUUGGAAAGAUUUAUGCCGUCAUCUAUCAAUGGGGUGGUACACUGGGAGGCGCUCCGCGGAUCAGACAUUCCUCUCGCCGAAAAGGACCGCAUCAUAGAUCAGAUCGAAGAUCAUCUCGAAACCAAGUAUCUACGGUAUUGCGAUCCGUUGAAUUCGCUUCAUACUUUCAUAUCAAUCAUGGUCAGGUCGUCCAUCGGUAAGAUGAGAGUAUUUGGUCAUAGCCCCCGGUCGUCCGCCAACAGACCUAUCAAAAUGCCGCAGAGCGAGCGCAACUUGGUAUUCGCGAACUGUAUGAAGCUUUUGGAAUAUUUAACCGUAUUGCACGGCGGUCUGAAUAAUAUGGAAAAGUACAUGUGGCAAAUCGGCACCAGCUACCUCUGGGGUACAAUGCUCUACGUGCUCAUCGAGACUCGGAGUCGCAAAAAAGGCCCCGAGGUUGACAGGACGUGGCAGUUGAUUGGAGAGGUCUACUCACACUAUCCCCAGAUUUUCGAAGAAUCCACCGGACCUGUGUUCACCGCAAUAGGGAAAUGGACAUUGCAAGUUUGGAAUGAGUGCGCCGCGGCUUUAAAAGCCGAAGGGCACCCAGAACCGCCAAUGCCCCGGUAUAUCGAGAGAAUCCGUCGCUGCCGGGAAACGUCGUCGGAACCACAAUUCAAACCCAAAGGUCCGGCUGCGGAUUAUGGGCCUAUUACCCCGGAUUCAUCUGACUACACCAGGAUGCAACCUCAGGGGUAUGAAGGAAACUUCGGUGAUUUAGAAGCUUUUGGGCCUUGUGAUUUCUCGGAUCUUCUAUCUCUCCAGAUGGACUCGAACGAGUGGAUACAAUGGGAUCAGAUAAUUGCAGAACCGAGCGGCUUCUCUUAACUUAACAUAGUAUGUUAACCCUUGAUUUAAGCGAGCAUGAGUUAUGAACGGGGUCGAAUGAGAGGGUUUUGGUAUGCUACCUGGAGAAUUAGGAGACGGGCGGUUGGAUUGGAGCAACUGGAUUACUCGAAUAUGUGUACGAUAGGAAUUCAACUAUAUACCCAAGCAGGUGUAUUGUAUUAUUACCCUCGGGUUGUCUACAAGUUGAGCAUAUUAGGAUCGUGGAUAUAAAUUUGGCAUAGCACUUUUCAACAUUCACAG
Daldinia vernicosa is the source of this 2429-nucleotide messenger RNA. RefSeq names its product putative C6 transcription factor. The record is from RefSeq and is a predicted model, not a curated record. NCBI's taxonomy places the organism in Eukaryota, Fungi, Ascomycota, Sordariomycetes, Xylariales, Hypoxylaceae. Gene Ontology annotation, biological process: regulation of DNA-templated transcription; DNA-templated transcription. Gene Ontology annotation, molecular function: zinc ion binding; DNA-binding transcription factor activity, RNA polymerase II-specific; DNA binding. The transcript has 4 exons. Bases 66 to 2168 code for a protein of 700 amino acids.